AUGCCUUACACACCUCCGUCCCACCGUUCUCCCGCCUCCUCAGCCCCUCCCUCGCCCGAAGUCAGUCGAAGGUCCUCCUUCAACUCCCAGACCCCCACAUCGCCGAAGCCGGUUUUACCACGGUCUGCGUCUUAUCUCUCCAGACAUCGGCGGACACCUUCGGCAGGGAGCACGACGUCAGUGACACCGUCAGUGACACCUAGACCCUCAAAUGGACCGACUCCGGAUACCACCCCACCGGGGACAUCGGAUAACUUAAAGGGUAUGGUAUCAUCUCUUGCCACGCCGGUUAGGCAAUCCCCCCCUCCGGUUGCUGACGGGCAAACGAUGCCUCCAGGGGCUAUCAUCUCGCCCCCCGAGUCGUCUAGUGAAGAUGAAGGGACCCCGGAACCGGAGAAGCGGGGAAGGGAGAUCGAGAACAUUAAGGAAUUGAAAGAGGCUAUUAGCGCAAUACCUUUACACCGGGCACCAUCACCCGUGAGGUCUUCUCCAGGAGACCUAUUCCUACUUCCAUCUCAGGCCAAGAGCCUGAUCGGGGAAUCGCGGCAAUCGAUGCUUACUGCUAGCUUGCCUGCGCUUACCACCUCCGCCCGGAAGAUCUCUCACUCGAGGUCGAGCACGGACUCUCAUAUUUACAUGUCGAAGUCGGAAGAGAUAUCGAUUACUACAUCUGAGGAAGGGUCCGAGCAAGAUGAGCCUGUGAAGAAGCCGCAGAUGGUGCGGAAGAAGUCGGGUGAACUCGUGAGGCCGGCGUUACGGGCACAGAGGAGGCCCUCGAGCAUGCCAGGAACGCCGACCUUCUCGAAAGCUGUGCACUUCGAUUCGCACCUCGAACACGUGAGGCAUUUCCUGCAGGUUGAUCGGCCGCUUGCCGUCAGCGCUGGCUCUUCUCCGGUGGAGGCUUAUGAGAGCGAAACCGAGUACCCAUUUGGGUUUGAAGAGAAGGCUAGCCCGCGGUCGCCGCCGUUCGAGUGGGAAUUAGUUGUUCACAAAUUCCCUACAGACACUCCGAUUCGCAAGACUCUCCCUAUACGGGUGGAAAGAGUGUGGAUGUCUCCCGACCAGAAGUGUUUGAUAGGAUCGGUAGCGGUAGCCAAUCUGGCUUUCCAGAAAUCGGUUACUUGUAGAUUUACAUUCGAUUAUUGGAAGACGACUUCCGAAGUAGCUGCCGAGUAUCAUCACGAGAUUACCCGACCGCGAGGCGCCGAGGUCGGCCAUGACCGCUUCCAGUUCAGUCUGAAGCUAUCCGAUUUUGCCAACCUCGAAGCUAAGACUCUAUUCUUCUGCAUCCGAUAUAAUGUUAACUCCCUCGAAUAUUGGGAUAACAAUGACGGUCUCAACUUCCAAGUCGACUUCCGUAAGAAGAUGCUGCCUAUCAACGGCAAGAAGGGUGUCCAAACUGCCGCUUCUCGACCCGCAAACACUUUGCCGCGUAGCAACCGACGAGCUAACCCCUCGACGGCCGCGCGGCCGAAGUCUAUGCCCGUCGGCGCCUUGGACGACUUUGGACACGACUCGAAAUUUUCCAGUUUCGACAAGUCUCUUCAUGAGGUCCUCGGCGAGUCUGGGCCGGCUCUGCGUCUCAAGAAUUCGAAGUCGACUUCCAGUUUACCUAGUGAUAACCUGCCGAGUCGGUUGUCGGCCCCGAGUGGGCAGGCUUUUGCUAAUCGGUAUGACUUCGGCGCUUCGCUAAACGCUGCUAAGCAGGCUCGUCGGGAAUCGAGCCAGUACGGCGACGCUCUGUACAUGAAGCCUAAUAAGAAAGCCUCGGAAUCUCAGGCCAACCCGGCCCGUUACGUACCUUCGGCUCCUGCAGCAUCCGGCCCGCGAGCUCCUAUUACUCACGGUCCCGCCGGUCCGGCAUCGGCUUCGUACGAAGAGAUUCUGAACAAGUAUUGCUUUGUACGUACAUCCCGUGAUCGCUUGGCCUCUCGUCGAAAUGGGAACCACGCCCGGAGACAAGAAUUCAACGGUUCAAAGCAAUCCAGCCCUCAGCUGAAGGACGGAGCUAUGCGUACUGGUCGAUAUGACGGAGUGGAUUCGCCAUCUAAUGGCACGAACAGCAGUAACUCGAGCUCGAACGGCAGCCCCAGUGUAGCCGAUCAGCCGCGUCACCUUCAUCACCAGGAUACCGCGAUACACCACUCCCUACGACAGAACCUUGGCCCGUAUUUUGCCAACGGGUAUAUGCCAGCCAUCGGCGGUUCUCCAGCAGAAUCACCGCUGUCUCAACCGCCUCUGAGCUCACCUAAUUCGGGCACCCCAAAGGAUAAGGCAGCAUCCCCGGGAUCGAUGGCUGGCUUCUUUCCUCUUGCUGGUACUGGUACGUCCUCAAUCAGGCCCCCCGCCGACCUUGCUCCUUUCCACGCGCACUUUGUUCAAGAUCGUUUUCCGUUCGCGCCAGAGACUUAUACUGCGACAGCAAUAAGAGGUUGAGUAUCUCAACCGGGUUCUGACGAGGCAUCAUCUCGUCGAAGGCCAUCUCACCCGGGCCUUACGUUGGCACGAUUCUUCGCCGUUUCGGCCGACUUGGAUUUUCGCGAUUGCGUCGAACAGGCCUGUUGGAGCUUCAAACUGUCCAUAAUCUGCUCCACAGGCCUUACUUCGACGCCGAUAAUAGUUCAGCAUAUGUCGUCCGUUUCGCACUUGUUGUUUUGCCUCUCAAACUUUACGUCUGCACAUGGCAUGCAUCCUUCUGGUUACGGCGUCUCAAGAGAUAUGCAUCAAGGCGUUCUAUGCUUUUUAUGAUACCACCGAGCACACGAUACGGUUGG
Annulohypoxylon maeteangense is the source of this 2774-nucleotide messenger RNA. RefSeq names its product carbohydrate-binding module family 21 protein. Gene Ontology annotation, biological process: regulation of glycogen biosynthetic process. Gene Ontology annotation, cellular component: protein phosphatase type 1 complex. The record is from RefSeq and is a predicted model, not a curated record. The transcript has 4 exons. Bases 1 to 2436 code for a protein of 811 amino acids. Gene Ontology annotation, molecular function: protein phosphatase 1 binding; glycogen binding. NCBI's taxonomy places the organism in Eukaryota, Fungi, Ascomycota, Sordariomycetes, Xylariales, Hypoxylaceae.